This is a messenger RNA of Juglans regia (Persian walnut), 1537 nucleotides long. Its product is annotated as glucan endo-1,3-beta-glucosidase 1-like. The coding region runs from base 72 to 1307 and encodes 411 amino acids. Gene Ontology annotation, biological process: carbohydrate metabolic process. The record is from RefSeq and is a predicted model, not a curated record. NCBI's taxonomy places the organism in Eukaryota, Viridiplantae, Streptophyta, Magnoliopsida, Fagales, Juglandaceae. Gene Ontology annotation, molecular function: hydrolase activity, hydrolyzing O-glycosyl compounds. The transcript is spliced from 3 exons.
ACAUAGGUGGGGAAGUGAUAGAGAGGAUUUCAGGUUUUGCAUUCCCCUUUGAUCUUCCUUUCUUCCAGGCGAUGAUCUUUGCAGCACAAAUGUUGAAGAUGUCGUUGCUCUUGCUUUUUCACCUUUUCUUUUUAAGUGCAUUUGGUCGUACUGGUGCAGGUAAAGAACCCGUUGUGUUUUUAAACCUUUAUAACACAAUCCCAGAGGUCUUCCAAGCAUCCUCUCACUCUGCUCUUCCAAUAGCUGUUUCUGUGGGUGAUGAAAGCCUCUAUGAGGUCUCAAGCAGUGUUUUAAUGGCUGAAACGUGGCUCAGGUCCAAUGUUUUAGCUCGCUACCCGGCAACCAAAAUCACCACCAUUGUUGUGGGUGACACCGUGCUUUGCAACAGAGGCAAAGAACACAAGCUGGAUUUGGUCCUGCCAUCUCUUAAGAACCUUUAUCAGUCUCUGACAAGGUGGGGUUUGGAAAAAGAAAUCAAAGUUUCUGCUGCUUUCUCUUCCAACUGUUUGGUGCACCAUUACUCUGCUUCGUACAGAGACGAUUUAACUGAGAAAGUUAUCAAACCUCUGCUAGAGUUUCUGCAGGGUACCAACUCAACCUACUCAGUCAACCUGUAUCCAAAAUUCUAUCCUUUGUCAGAUGAACUCGAGAGCUUGGUGUCUUAUCACUCUGGGUCCAUGGGAAAGCUGGGAUUUGUUGAGCUCAAAAACAUUAAUGUGUUGGUCCCUAAUCCAAAAGAGAAAAAAUCCAUGGGCAGGAAGCUCUCGAUCAUGGACUCCAAGCUUGACGAACCACUCCCAGAAAUGGCACUAUCCCCACUCCACUCCUCCGUUGGAUACCCUGUUCCAGCCAAUGUAGCACAAAACCCACAUCCCCCAAUUGCCCAAAUAGCCUCUCCGCCAUCGUUGCCCUUCUCCUUUGCUCCAGAGAAGCCUCCAGUUAUCGGUACAGCGACUCCACCUUUCGGUUUACCAUUUCCUCCUUGUAAACCUCCUUCUACCAGUGCCCCAGAACCAGAGACAGCGGGGAUCCAGAAGCUGUGGUGUGUGGCCAAGCCUAGUAUUCCUGCAGAGACACUGCAAGUGGCAAUGGAUUAUGCUUGUGGAGAAGGUGGCGCUGCUUGUGAGGAGAUUCAGCCUAAUGGGAACUGUUACCAUCCUGAUACCGUUGUUGCACAUGCUUCUUAUGCCUUCAAUAGCUACUGGCAGAAGAACAAGAGGAACGGCGGAGUUUGUAGCUUCGGGGGGACUGCCAUGUUAAUCAAUACUGACCCAAGUUCUCCUCACUGUCGAUUUGUGCUCAGCUAGAUGGAUACGGAAGUGAAAGCCUCAAGGGAGAUUGCGGUGUUUGUUUUAUUUCCACUUCAUAUGGGAAUAAUGACUGUUGAGGUGUUUCCUUCGCCUUUAAUAAGUUCAGUUAGAUUGGUUGUAGUUAUUCUCGAGACACUACGACCAAAAACGACUUUUGAGUUUUGACGUCUGUCCUGGAUAUAUACGCUGCUUGUGCUUCAAUAAAAAGACUCUUGUUUUGCUGUUUC